AUGUCUUGGACAGAACGUUUAUUACAUGCAGAUAAUCCAGUUGUAUUCUUUGAUAUAACGGUUGGAAAUACAGAAAUAGGAAGAAUAUUAAUUGAACUUUAUGCACAUGCAGCACCGAAAACAGCAGAAAAUUUUCGACAAUUUUGCACUGGUGAAUAUAAAAAAGAUGGCGUACCAAGUGGAUAUAAAAAUGCACCAUUCCAUCGUGUUAUUAAAGAUUUUAUGAUACAAGGUGGAGAUAUUGUUAAUGGCGAUGGAACUGGUUUAAUGAGUAUAUAUGGAGGCAAAUUUGCAGAUGAAAAUUUUAUCUUUAAACAUAAUCAAGCUGGUCUUCUUAGUAUGGCUAAUAGUGGACGUGAUACAAAUGGUUGUCAGUUUUUUAUUACAUGUACUAAUUGUGAAUUUCUUGAUGGAAAACAUGUUGUUUUUGGUCGAGUUAUCGAAGGUAUGUUAGUCGUUCGAAAAAUUGAGAAUGUACCGGUGGCAUUGAAUAAUAAGCCAAAAAUUCCUGUUAUCAUUUCUCAAUGUGGUGAAAUGUAA
Molecule: messenger RNA, 540 nt
Organism: Adineta steineri
Lineage: Eukaryota; Metazoa; Rotifera; Eurotatoria; Adinetida; Adinetidae
Source: the annotation of a GenBank genome assembly